Molecule: messenger RNA, 852 nt
Organism: Panicum virgatum (switchgrass)
Lineage: Eukaryota; Viridiplantae; Streptophyta; Magnoliopsida; Poales; Poaceae
Product: leucine-rich repeat extensin-like protein 6
Exons: 1
Coding region: 164-661 (165 amino acids)
Source: RefSeq, a predicted model, not a curated record
CCCGCUCGCCACCUCCCCCGCUUCGUCCGCUCCCCGCGCCUGCCUUAGCUAGCCACUGCGCGGCACGCCGCCGCACCACCCACCACCGCCCCGUCACUGCACGGACCACGAUCCCCACUCUCUCCCGGCAGCCUCGGCCCUCGGCCUCGCGCCUCGCCGCGCCAUGGCGACGGCCGCGCGCAGCGGCAGCAGGCUCGUCGCCGCCGCCGUCUCCUCCGCGCUGCUCCUGCUCCUCCUCCCGGCGCCGCGGCCCGCGGCCGCCGACGGCGCCACGUACCCGGCCGACUGCCCCUACCCGUGCCUCCCGCCGCCCGCGGCGCCCGCCGUGACCGCCAACUACCCGCCGCCGCCGUCCCCGCCGUCCUCGUACGCGUACCCGCCACCGGCGCCGUCGUCGCCGUCCUGGAGCUACCCGCCGCCGCCGGGGGGCUACAUUCCCUACUACCAGCCUCCCGCGGGAGGGGGUGGCGGUGGCGGGGGUGGAGGAGGCGGGGGGUCCGUAUACCCGGCGCCGCCGCCGCCCAACCCCAUCCUGCCGUGGUACCCCUGGUACUACCGGACGCCGCCGCCGCCGUCGGCCGCGUCGUCGGUGAGGGGGCGCUCUGCCGUCGUCGCCGCGGCGGCACUCGCCGCCGCCGCCGGCCUGCUGAUCAUGGUUUAGCUUUAGCGGGACGACUUGACCCCCAUUCUGCUUCAUUCUCCUCCGAUCCCCAGGUUCCUUCUUCUUUGUUAAUUUAUCAUUCUGCAGGACUCAGAAAUAUAUAAGAUCGAUGCAAACAUUAUAUUAAUUACUGUGUACAAGUAUCAGCUGAAAAUUUCUAUAAUAUAUAGCUACUUAUUCCUUCUUGAUUA